UCCAAGACCAGAAGAGGGUGAUGUCCUUCCUGCCUCCAAGACCAGAAGAGGGUGAUGUCCUUCCUGCCUCCAAGACCUGCCUCAGAAAGUGCUGGGUGGGGAAGUUCAGCGAAGUUAAAGAGUGCAGUGAUUUCUUCCUGGAGGGGACAACUCCAAGUCUCCCGGGUAUUUUGGUUGGUGGGACAGUCAAGGACCCGGACCGCUACAAACCGAUUUGCCAGAAGUACAAGAACAGCUACAGGUUUGCAACUCUUUACGACACGACCAACAAGAUCCCUGUGUUCUCAGCCUACACCUUCACUGGUCCUUUUAAGGGCGAAAGACCAGAUACAUGGAUGAUCGAGCCCCAGCUCAACAUGAUAAACAACAACAUAAACGACAACAGCGAAAUGAUAUUGGAUGAGGGAGAAGAUCCAUACCCAAACCAGGCUGGGAACAACGACUAUAGGGGCAACAUGGAAGAGAAAAAGUUGAGCAGAGGUCACCUCUUCCCAUGUUCACAUGCGCAUGACCAAGGAACUGAGGACUCCACCUUUACCCUGACCAACAUCGUUCCCCAGAAGGACACCUUCAACAGUGGCAGCUGGAACAAAAUGGAGUGUAAGGUCAGAAAUACUCUUAAGGAUAACUGUAAGGAUGCUAAUAACAACAUAAAGGCCUAUGUGGUGACUGGAGCAGUGCCCAGUACGAACAACACACUGAACAACCGAGUGAACAUCCCGGAUCUCCUGUGGACAGCCUACUGCUGUUACAACAACAAGAAGAAAACGUGGAUUGCCAAAGCACACUGGGGUGAGAACAAAGAGGAUGUAAAGGAAAAAAACAAAAAACAAAAUACAUUGCCUUCUGAAACCUUGGCAAAGCUGUAUGAGAAGUUGAGCGAGCACUACCCAGGUGUCCAGGUGUUCCCAGAUAAGUGUUCAGUUGAUAUUCCGAAAACGCUUCGCCUCGUGGGUGGGGAUGUACUCAUGGAUGAGGAUGUACAUGACCAUUGUGUCUAUGAUGAUGAUUGUGUCUGUUCCUCUGUGGGGAUCAAAGGUCAUUACCUACCUGUUGUAUAGUUUUCUGUGCUGGUGAUGAGGAUGUUGUAACGCGUGACUCCGUCAGGCCAAGUAGGUAAUAAUGGUCCUGGUUUAAUCUGACCUGAGUUUCAAUACUUUCUGACCAAUCAGCACAGUACUUUUCUACCAUGCUUAAUGUAGAACCACUCCACCUAUUAUUUGUAAUGUUAUUUCUCUUGUUAAAGGGCUGAUUUGGUUUUGGGUGUUGAGAUUAGAUUUGACCUGACCUGACCUGAAAUUCAAGCUGUGAUAAACAUCAUACAUGAUAAUUCAAGAACAUAUAUAUCAUGUUAAUCUCAGGAUCAACUUCAUACAAAUGUAUUUUGAAACAAAUCUUUAAAAUAAUUGGUGUGUUUACAUGCUUAGACUAGACUCACUUUGAUUACAAUAUAAUUUGUGAAUGUAUGUUUCAUCCUUCUCAUUAACAAUAAUUAAAGAACAUUUGAAUGUG
This is a messenger RNA of Coregonus clupeaformis (lake whitefish), 1512 nucleotides long. Its product is annotated as endonuclease domain-containing 1 protein-like. NCBI's taxonomy places the organism in Eukaryota, Metazoa, Chordata, Actinopteri, Salmoniformes, Salmonidae. Gene Ontology annotation, molecular function: hydrolase activity; nucleic acid binding; metal ion binding. The transcript has 3 exons. The record is from RefSeq and is a predicted model, not a curated record. Bases 21 to 1061 code for a protein of 346 amino acids.